Molecule: messenger RNA, 9467 nt
Organism: Callithrix jacchus (white-tufted-ear marmoset)
Lineage: Eukaryota; Metazoa; Chordata; Mammalia; Primates; Cebidae
Source: RefSeq, a predicted model, not a curated record
CCUGCUCUGGGUUCAGGACAGGUCCCUGGCUCAGCCCAGCGCCCUCCCCAUCCGUGUCCUUGCCAGAGCUGCCAGCUCACGCUCCUCCCUGCAGCCCUUGUGCUUGGAGCAGAGGAGCAGAUGGCGGCUCUGAGGGCCACCUGGGUGCCCUAGACGCUUCUCCCUUCCCUGCACCAUGGAGGGCCUGUGGCCUGCCAGUGGCUCCAGGGCACGGAAGCAGAGAGAAGGAGCCUGGCCUGGGACGAUGCCUUCGAGAGGGCCAAUGCGCAGAAACAGGUGGAGAGGCAGUGACAAACAAGGAGGCCCAAGGCAGAAGCCAGACUUCAAGGCAGAGGGAGGGGAAGAGCAGGCUGACUCAGAGCGGGCUCAUCACCGUGGACCCAGAAUGACUCCCCUCUUGCUCCCUCCCUGGCUGGGCUGUCCAGCUUGAUUGGGUCCUGUGUGGGUCUCCUCUCCCCGAAGGUGGGGCCAACAGGAUGUGAGCGGAAGUCCCAGAACAGCUCUGCAAGGGACCGGUUCAGCCCUGGCAGGCACCACCUUGUCCUUCCUCUUCCCCCUCCUCCUGCUGGAAUGAGGAGGUGGCAGCUGAAGUCAUCCUGGGAGCAUGAGACCACCUCAGGGACAACUAUCAUGCCCCAUCGAUAAACAAGGAGACAUCCCGCUGCCUCCCCACCAGCCCUGCCUCCUGGCCUGCAGACUUGUGAGGUGAGAGAGCCUGUGACCCUUAUCUCUGGACCCCUAACCGGCAGCUGAAGGCAGCUCCUAGCUGAGUGCUGUGCCUGAUGUCUCCAUCAUAGCUCCCUUGAUACACAGCAACUACAGAUUCUGCCCCUAUGCUCUAAAGAGUAGCGCAGGACCCUUUACUAGCGCCCUGAGGAAGGGAUGCUCGGCCUCAUCUUCGGGUCAGUCAACUGUGUGUCUUAUCCUCAGGCUGAAAGGGAGAUAAGAAUGAAUCCACAAGAUCAAAUGCAGAAUGUGGGUGGGGCUCCUGGUACAGAGCAAGCUCAACGGAGGUCAUUCACGACUAAGAAUCCCAGUGCAUCCAUCUCUGACCCACAGACCUCACUGCCCCCUUCCCUGCCUGACCUCCCAUCACUAGCUGUACCAUGUCUAAGUGGUGGGGGCAUAGGUUUCUGUUUGGGGGUUUCACGUAUAUUUUAAACAUUGCCUUUACUCUGAUCAAGAAAAAUCAGCCAAGUGAAUAAAUGAUUACUUGCCCCCCCAGAGCUGGUGAGAAGGGGCAAGCAGACUGAUUAUCUGCUGCCGGCGGGCUCCUCUGUGCUGCUGAGGUAUGUCUAUUGAUGCCAGGGCAGCCGGAGUGCCGGGUGGCUAGGGCAGCCAUGCGCUAGGCUGUGAUGCCCCCACCUAGGUGGAGGAUAUGGGAUUGCAGGUCUGGCUGGCUGCACUGCUUUUGGCCAAAGGUCUUCUCAAGACCACUGGGGAGGGUCGGAGUUCAGGGCAGUGAAAAUGUUUUGUUUUUCAGGGGUGAUUUAAUGAGAGAAAACUCAGUGCAUCUUGGGUUUGUUUAGCUGUGGAGCCAACAAGGACAGCAGCCCUGCUUCCCGACCCCCACAUCAGGCGUGAAUGGACAAUGCUGGGGAUCAGCUGCAGCUAACCCAUUGUGACCCUGAGGCUAUGAGAGCAUAUAAGUUCUCAGGAAAAGGGGGACCUCAGAGGCUAUGUAGAAUGAUAGAAAAUGAAGGCACCUGAAUGUUUUUCAUGCCAAGUUUGUGCCCACCUUUUCUACAUCACUGUGGGCAGGUGUCCUGGUGGGCCAUAGCAGCUGCCUCUUCCAGGAAGCCCUCCCUGAUGUGCCUUCCAAGACUCCUGUGGCUCACUCCUUCCUGCCUCUGCUGCUCAGUCCCAGCUUCUGGGUGUUGGGUGCCUGCAUGCCUGGCUCAGCCUCUCCCAGCAGACUAUGAUCCCCCACUGUCCAAUUUGGUUCUGUAUCCCCAAAACCUGCUUACUUACAAACUGGCUGGAGGAACCAAAUUUGACCGCCCAUAGCUCCCAGGAAGCCCUCUGGUUCCAGCCUCUGCACUUUUUCCCCAGCUGUAGCCUCCACCUGGGAUGCUGUUUCUGAGUCUUGGCCUCCUCAAAUCGAACUCAUUGUCAAGGACUAGGGAGGUCAUCUCCUUAAGGCUGACUUCCUUGCAGCUGUAGGGUAAUGGCUCCACCGUGGCCCUCUGGCAACCUGUACUUCUCUAUGUAGGCCACAUACACACAGUUCACUUGUACCUGGUCCAAGCCUUGGCAGAAAGCCAGGAGAGCAUGGGUGCUUGCAAGGAGCUGCCCAACGCCCACUCAUCUUCCUCCUCCCUUCUUCCAGGCCGGCGGGCAGCAGGCCACGUCCCAUCCCUCCUGAUUUCCGAUGAAGCAUGAGGCCUUCUGCCUUGCCCCGUCGGGUAGAGCUGCAGGCUACUAAGCUGCUUCCCUGCACAGGUCGCAGGCUCCUUGGCAAUGGGCUGUCUGGCAUCUACAGGGCAGUCACCUGGCCCCUUUUGCUUUUGUGUUGCCCAGCGUAGAGGAGACCCAGUGCCACCAGCUCUCCUGCUUUUGUGAUGUAGGUCGUCUAUUAUCUGAAUCUAAGAAAGAACCCUUGAUUCUUUGCCGCCGGGUCUCUCAGCUUCACCUCUGGACACACCCUGCUCCCUCUUCUGGGAUCCCAGCACACAGUGCUUGCAUCUGCUCCUCAGUUCGUGACGCUCCACGCCUGGGAAUCCCAAUGACGUAAUCAUGGUGAACCACAGAAGCUCCAAGGCUAGGAUGGUGGUGGUAGCGAUAGUCAUAUUGAGGCCACGUGGGAAAGCUGAGGGUGUGCCAGGUGCUAGAGAGUCUGAAGUGCAGCCCUGGGGGGUUGGUACCAUUGCCAUUUCCAUUUCUCUAACAUGGCAACGGAUGUGCAACGGGGCUUGAUAACUUGCCCAGGGCAUGCAGCAGUGAGUGAGUGAGUGAGUGAUGGAGAAGGGAUUUGGGCUCAAGAGGUGUGGCUUUGAACCCACACUUGACCCCCAUGUGUGUCCAUCACCUGCUGGACUUUUUGGCUGAUUCUGAAACCCUCUUUCUUGAAACUGAAUGUUGACCCUUGUCAACAGACAGACCCUGUCUCCAAAUUCCAUCACACUGGGGAUUAGUACUUCAAUGCAUGAACUUUGAGGGGGACACAAACAUUCAGUCUGCUCUUAAGGUCUGCCUUCUUGCUGUAUUUUCAAUGGUGGGCACACACCCACACACAUAUAUACACACACAUAUACACAUUCACACACAAAUACACACACAUGCACACACAAAUACACACAUCUACACACAUACACAAACACACAUACAUAUACACACACAUUCAUAUCCACACAUACACAUACACACAUGCACACACAUGCACACAAGUACACACAUACACACAGGUACACACAUAUACACAUGGGUACACACACAUGCACAUAUAUGUGCAUAUGCAUAUAUACACACAUGCGCACACACUACACACAUGCGCACACACUACACACAUGCGCACACACUACACUACACACAUGCGCACGCAUAUACACAAACACACAUGCACACAUGCACCCUGGGCGGUGGGGUUGGGGGAGAAUGCUUUCUGGUCGUUUUCUGAGGGCGCGGCACAUAUAUAUGUGCAUAUGCAUAUAUACACACAUGCACACACACAUACACACAUGCGCACGCAUAUACACAAACACACAUGCACACAUGCACCCUGGGUGGUGGGGUUGGGGGAGAAUGCUUUCUGGUCGUUUUCUGAGGGCACGGCACAUAUAUGUGCAUAUGCAUAUAUACACACAUGCACCACACAUACACACAUGCGCACACGCUACACACAUGCGCAUGCAUAUACACAAACACACAUGCACACAUGCACCCUGGGUGGUGGGGUUGGGGGAGAAUGCUUUCUGGUCGUUUUCUGAGGGCGUGGCACAUAUAUAUGUGCAUAUGCAUAUAUACACACAUGCACACACACAUACACACAUGCACACGCAUAUACACGAACACACAUGCACACACAUACACACAAGUACACACAGACACACAGGUACACACAUAUACACAUGGGUACACACAUGCACAUAUAUAUGUGCAUAUGCAUAUAUACACACAUGCGCACACACACAUGCGCACACGCUACACACAUGCGCACGCAUAUACACGAACACACAUGCACACGGGCGCGGAUCCUGUCAUGAAAGCUUCAUCCUCAUCACUUCAUCACUACCCAAGAUGCCAUCUCCAAAUUCUGUCCCGCUCAGGAUCAGGGCUUCAGCAUAGAAAUCUCGGGGGCACAGUUGUUCAGGUCACAGCAGCCCCAUCGCCAACGCUUUGCGCUGCCUGAGUUUUAUUUUUGGCUUGGAUUGGCUCCCAGAUGUGCCCCAAGAAGGACACAAAGGAUAAGCGUGAAAAAAGACACGUCAUAGGCACUGUUACUCCACCGUACGGAUGAGGACCUGAGACUCAGAGGCUGGGAAACCUGCUCAGACUCACACAGCAGGUGUGCAGAAAAAAGACAAGAAGCAAAGUCCAAGGCUCGCUGCCUCUCAUCCCCUGGAUGCCACUGGAGUUCUCCACCGUGGCCCACUCACUGCAUUCCCGAUUUGGGGAAGGAGCGACAGAGAAGAGGUGGCUUGGCUGGCUGUCAGUAUCUGCUGGCCUUGGAAGAGGUGCUAAAGUCUCCCGGACCUUUCAGCAUUGAGGCUCUGUGAAGGCCCAGGGGGAGCGCUCACCCCUUUCUCCUUCCCCAGCCUGGAAGGUAGAGAAAGGUGACAGUGGCCACCGUCAAGCAGGCCAUCCACUGACACUCAGCGAGAAGAGGCUAUGGCUCCUGCACAGAGGUUGGCCCCGGACCUUGCAAUCAAGGAAGAGCCCCUGGGCUCUCUCCCCACCCCGUCUCCCAUUGUCCCCACUGGCCUGAGGGCUCCUGCAAGUUUGGAGCCUGUCCUCAGUGGCCAAGUCCCUGAUGCCUGCUGGUCUCCGGCCCCUUUACUCCUUCUGCUCCCCUCCCUCGUCUCCUUCGCACAGAGGUCUUCACCUGGAAGCUUCUGUCUCAUGCCUCUUAGGGCAGGUUCUGCAGGAAGCCCUGAAUCGAGGCCCCAUGGGCAGGUGCUCGAUGAAGCGGGUGCUCCAGGGGACAAUGGUGAGGAAGCAGGAAUCAGGACAGAGAAGGGAGGAGGCCUGGCCAAGGGCGAUGACAAGACAUCCCUCGAGGACAGCUCUGGCCUGAUUCCUGGGCAUACGGUGCCCAGCCCUUCCUGACCCAGCUGGGGCUUUCACGCUCCUGCAUUGGUCAGUUGUCAGCUAAGUGCUGCCCCAGGAAGCUGUGGCUGCCCAACUAUCCGGCUCUCUGGGACCUUGGCCAACACUGCUUCAGGAGCCAAAGCAGAACCCCAGGGGUGGCUAGUGAAGCAGAAGCUCACUGAGGCUGGGGAGGGGUACGUGGGAUGGAAGGGAUCUGCCCAGACAGGAUGGGUCUGCUCCAGGGUCCCGCGGUCCCACGGUCCCACAGAUGUUCUGCAGGGUUUGGCCAGCCGCGUGGAGGUGGCGGGGAUGCCUGCAGUCACAGCCCUCUAGGGUCUGAUAAUAACCGCAAGGAUGAAUAGCAACCCUCCCGCUGGCCGGGCCCUGAGGCUCCUGCUGCCACAUCUGCAGCCAGAGGUGUAGGGUCAGGCAGUCUCAUGCACCUCUCCACUCCCGCUCGGCAGCACCAGAAUGGUCCUUGGGCCUGGAACGCUUCCUUCCCCAAGAUAAAGGGUCCCUCGAAGCCUGUGCAGGGCUUGCUGCUGUGUGUGGGAAGACUUUUUCCUGGUUCAGGCUGUGUCUUCUUUGCCCUGCUUAAAUCUGUGUGUCACACAGCAUAUGGACAUUACUCCCACUGUGGGGAGCAAGAAGGGCCCUCCUGCUGCCACACAGGAGAGAUGACUGCUGGCCAGUGGCCCUGCCCCAGCUGCCACGAGGGUUGCACUGGCCGUGGGGACCAGUGGCAAUCACUGGAGGCAAUCCUGCCUUGUCUCUUCUCCUCAUUCCAGUCCCAGUCAGCGCCUGACUGAGUUUUUCUUGGUGACUCAGAGGCCAAGAUGCAGGGUGCCUGGACUUCUACUCCCAGCCAGCAACAGAGUCCCCCUGCUCGAUGAAAGGGCCUUAUCAGAGACCAGGACUUGGACAGACACCAGGACACCCCUCCCUGGCCCCCAUGGCACACUCAUCCCCAGGGUCAGCAUCUCCCACCCUGCUCGACAGUUCCCUUCCCACAUUAUCACUGAGGGUGGUGUGACCUGAAAGGCAGGUUCAACAGCGUGCUCUCCCCAGACCUUCAGCUGUAUCCUGGGAGCUCCCGGCUGUCACAGCCUCUGCCCUUGAGCCUUAAAAGAGCUGGCCUUGGUGCUCUGGCCACACCCAAUGCUCUUGCAAUGCAGCCAACAUCCGAUUGACCCAGAGCCUUGUGGGCACCUGGAGCAGGUCCCCAGAGCCUUGUGAGCACCUGGAGCAGGUCCCCAGAGCAGACACUUGUGACAUAUGUAGACCCUCAGGCCCCACCCUCUGAGACCCAAAUUCCGCAGACGCCCCGGGUGGCUCUAGUGCAGGGGUCUAGGGGCCUCACUUUGAGAAACCCGGAACAGGGGCAAAAUGGGAAAGUCAUCGAAGACAGAAAAUGGAGGUUGCCGCCAGGAGGCCUGAUCACGGGUGAGGAAUUGCAGCCCGGAAGACCAGGAUCUUCCAGAAGCAGCUUUCAGAGGAAUGAGGAGUCUGGAAUUCUCCCCCAGGCCCUACUGAGACCACCCUAUGAACUUGGAUUCCUCUCAAAGUCUGCACCCUGUAUCAGGAGAUCACACUUCCUUUUCUGUCAUCAUGGGGUGUUUAUAAUCAUUGACCGUGUAUAAGGCCACAGAGUGGCCUCAGUAAAUAUCAACAUGCAGAUGCUAUCCAGACCUCGCUGCCCACCCACGACACAACAACAAGAGAAAUAAAACCAAAGACAAAGAAAAAACUCUAAGGCUCUACUACACACAUUUUGAGUCAAAGAAGAUGUGAGCAUUUCAGAAGCAAAAUACUUAAAAAAUAAUGAUCUUGAGAAUAAUAUUUACAGGGUAUAGACAAAGCAGUAACCACAGGCAAAUUCAUAACAAAUAUUUUCAACGGCUGGGUGCAGUGGCUCACCUGUGCAAUAUGGAAGGCCAAGGUGGGGGGACCACUUGAGGCCAGUUCACGAUCAGCCUUGGAAACAUAGUGAGACAUUGUCUGUACAAAAAAAACUUAAAGAUUAUCUGGGCAUGGUGGUGUGCACCAGUAGUCCUAGCUACUAGGGAGGCUAAGGCAGGAGAAUUGCUUUGAGCCCAGGAGUUAGAAGCUGCUAUGAGUCAUAAUUGCACCACUGCACUCUAGCCUAGGUGACAAAGAUCUUGGUUAAAAAAAAAUAUCGGGGUGCUAGGGCAGGUGGAUUGCCUGAGCUCUGGAGUUCAAGAUCAGCCUGGGUAACACGGUGAAACCCUGUCUCUACUAAAAUACAAAAAAGUAGCUGGGCGUGCUGGAGGGCACCUGUAAUCCCAGCUAGUCGGGAGGCUGAGGCAAGAGAACUGUUUGAACCCUGGAGGCGGAAGUUGCAGUGAGCGGAGAUCAAGCCACUGCAUUCCAGCAUGGGCGACAGAGCGAAACGCUGUCUCAAAAAAAGGAGACAUAAAGGAAAUAAAUGAACCAUAUACAAAACCCAAAAGAUAGGAGAAGACACUGAAAUAGAAAUUCAGUUGGAAAACGGGGGGAAAGUAGAUUUGCUAAACACAUUUGAGACUUAACUCUUCCAAAAACUCAUGCAUCACCUAUUUGGACCAUUUCGAGAGCUCUAUUUCACAGAUGAGUCCACGGAGGGUGGCAGAAGGGCAGCUGGGCUGCUGAGGAGGUUUUGGGAGCCGGCUGGGAAGGCAGGUCUUUCCGACUCUCACCCUUGCGUCCUCUCCAUACAGCUCAACACCUCCCUCCCAACCUGUUUUAGUUUCCUGUGGCUGCCAGAAAAAAAUUGCCACAAACUGGGAGGCCUCAUGGAACAUGCAUUUAGUCCGUGGCUGUUCUGGGCUGGAAGUCCAGAAUCAAGGUGCCAGCGGGCCAUGCCCCCUCGGAGGCCGCCUGCGACUCUCCCCGCCUCUGCUUGGCUUCCCGAAGCUCCCGGCCUUCCUCGGCGCGUGACCGCAAUGCUCCAGUCUUUCUCUGCAUCGUCACAUGGGCUGCCUCCGUGUGUCUCUCUGUACCCCUUCCUUUUCUUAUGGGAACACCCAUCAUCGGAACGAAGGCCUGUUCAAGCCCAGUGGGACCUCAACUAACCACAUCUGUGAGGGCCUAUUUCCAAAUGACAGUACAGUUGCAGCUUCCAGAGGAUGUGAGUUGUGCAGGGGCACAAUUCCAGUCAAUAAACAGCCUGAUCAGCAUCUGGAACUGAAAACCGCCCCUUCCUUUCACAGUGCAAGCUGACUCCUGGGCAGGACCGACCUGUGGAUGCCGAUGCGUCUCCCGGUGCCCUCCCGCCCCCUCCCUCACGGCUCAUCUCCUUAUGGGGUCAUGUGACACCCACCCCAGUGUGUGGGGCGGGGGAACCACCCCAGGCAGGUGCCUCCCAAGCUGCCUGUGUGUGCUCUCCCGAUCCCGGGAGGAGGCAGCCCCACCUCCUUGCCAGCUUCCAGGUGAGUCGACAGGCUGUAGCUCCACCAUGCCAGCGUUAACUCGGCAAGGUGGAUUUUUAAACCAAAUUGGCCAAAACUGUUGAAGACCUGAAAACAAACUGUGAUUAUGCGUCUAGAAUCUAGUGAUGAGCACACAGGGCCAUUUUGUUUUUGGCAAUGCAACACUGUGUCUAUGCUUUUUGGGGCACUUUCUGAGUGCCCAUUUGGGGCUAGGACCUUUUCUUGCCCCGUGUAAUUGAACUCCCUAAUAAUCCCGUAUGGGGGGGUGUCCUUAUCCUCGUUUCAUAGACGAGGAAGCAGGGCCCAGACGGGGUAAGUGGCUCAGCCUUUGUAGCUCUGAAGUAGCAGAAUCCAGCUUCGAACCCAGGACCCUGUGACUUUAAUGCCUGUUGGAUGUGUUCUUGCCCUCAUCCUACAGGCAGGGCAGGCUGCAGAGGGUUUAUUUAUCAGGCAGCGAGAGCAGAAGAUGCAUAGAGUUUAGAUUAGCAAGCUAAGCAGGGUGAGCCGUGUUCUUGAUGAAACUUGGGCUGAUAUCACCUGGGGACAGUGCGCUGAUCCUGCCCACCUGCCAGCAGCUGCUCCUCAUUAGCUGGUCCUCACAGCUGGAUGCGGCCGAGUCAAAGUGUGGUUGCAAGAGCUACCCGGCAGGCCAACUCUAGCCCAGGGCUGGCGCUCAGCAGCCAGGCAGCUCAUCUGAGGCUGGCAGAGACUUUCUGGAAGUGAGUGCUCAGGGGUGCAGAUUACAGCGCCAGAGCUGAACAGGUGAGCCGGCCGGGGGCUGCAAGCCCUUCA